Nothoprocta perdicaria is the source of this 3546-nucleotide messenger RNA. It is a transcript of the gene SLC8A1, whose product is annotated as solute carrier family 8 member A1. NCBI's taxonomy places the organism in Eukaryota, Metazoa, Chordata, Aves, Tinamiformes, Tinamidae. Gene Ontology annotation, molecular function: calcium:sodium antiporter activity. Gene Ontology annotation, cellular component: postsynapse; sarcolemma; axon. The record is from RefSeq and is a predicted model, not a curated record. The transcript has 9 exons. Bases 83 to 2911 code for a protein of 942 amino acids. Gene Ontology annotation, biological process: cell communication; sodium ion transmembrane transport; calcium ion import across plasma membrane.
GAUGCGCAGGGAGGGCGCGGGCUGAGCGCAUCCCCGCGCGGCGCGGUUGAGGACGCUUGGGAGCUGUUUGGCAGAAGCGGCCAUGUCGCGAGCGAUUCACCUGCCCGCCUUCCCGGUGGGUUUCCACCUCCUGGGCAUUGUGGUGGUCUUGCUCUGCCGCGCAGGCGAUGUGUGCGCGGAGAGCCCGAGCCAAGAGCCGGCCAACGAGACCGAGGAGUGCACUGGCUCGUACAUCUGCAAGAAAGGUGUCAUUUUGCCAAUAUGGGAACCUCAAGACCCCUCGUUUGGUGACAAAAUUGCUCGGGCAACGGUGUACUUUGUAGCGAUGGUGUACAUGUUCCUGGGAGUAUCCAUCAUAGCUGACCGCUUCAUGUCCUCCAUUGAAGUCAUUACAUCCCAGGAACGGGAGAUCACCAUCAAGAAGCCCAACGGCGAGACCAGCAAGACCACAGUGAGGAUCUGGAACGAGACUGUUUCCAACCUCACGCUGAUGGCCUUGGGYUCGUCCGCCCCCGAGAUCCUCCUGUCGGUCAUCGAAGUAUGCGGUCACGGCUUCACAGCGGGGGACUUGGGGCCGAGCACCAUUGUGGGGAGUGCUGCGUUUAACAUGUUUGUCAUCAUUGCCAUCUGCGUUUAUGUUGUUCCUGAUGGAGAGAUAAGGAAGAUCAAGCACUUGCGAGUGUUUUUUGUUACAGCAGCCUGGAGCAUCUUUGCCUACACUUGGCUUUAUAUUAUUUUAUCUGUGUCAUCUCCGGGGAUUGUGGAAGUUUGGGAAGGCUUGCUCACUUUCUUCUUCUUCCCUAUCUGUGUGGUGUUUGCUUGGGUAGCUGACAGGAGGCUUUUAUUUUACAAGUACGUCUACAAGAAAUACCGGGCUGGCAAGCAGAGAGGCAUGAUCAUCGAACACGAGGGUGACCGACCAUCCUCUAAAGCUGAUAUUGAGAUGGAUGGAAAAGUGGCCAAUUCUCAUGUGGAGAACUUCUUGGACGGGACACUGGUGUUGGCGGUCGAUGAGAAAGACCAGGACGAUGAGGAAGCCAGGAGGGAAAUGGCUCGAAUCCUGAAGGAGCUGAAACAAAAGCACCCCGACAAGGAAAUCGAGCAGCUUAUUGAGCUAGCCAACUACCAGGUCCUGAGCCAGCAACAGAAGAGCAGGGCCUUUUAUCGCAUUCAGGCUACUCGGCUCAUGACCGGAGCUGGCAACAUCUUGAAAAGACAUGCUGCAGACCAGGCACGCAAAGCCGUCAGCAUGCACGAGGUCAACAGCGAGGUGGCAGAGAACGAUCCCAUUAGCAAGCUCUACUUUGAGCAGGGCACCUAUCAGUGCCUGGAGAACUGUGGCACCGUCGCCUUGACCAUCAUUCGCCGGGGAGGUGACUUGACCAACACGGUGUACGUUGACUUCCGGACGGAGGAUGGCACGGCCAAUGCUGGCUCUGACUAUGAGUUCACCGAAGGGACUGUCAUCUUCAAGCCAGGGGAGACCCAGAAAGAAAUACGGGUUGGCAUAAUUGACGAUGACAUUUUUGAGGAGGAUGAGAAUUUCCUGGUCCAUCUCAGCAACGUCCGCGUGAGCACCGAGGCCUCGGAUGAAAGCAUUCUCGAGGCUGGUCGUGUCUCAACGCUUGCUUGCCUUGGCUCUCCAUCUACUGCUACCGUCACCAUCUUCGAUGAUGACCAUGCUGGCAUCUUCACCUUUGAGGAGCCAGUGACGCACGUCAGCGAGAGCGUGGGGACCAUGGAAGUGAAAGUUCUGCGAACCUCUGGCGCACGAGGAAAUGUUAUUGUGCCCUACAAAACCAUUGAAGGAACGGCCAAAGGUGGAGGAGAGGACUUUGAAGACACCUGUGGGGAGCUGGAGUUCCAGAAUGAUGAGAUAGUCAAAACGAUAUCAAUCAAGGUGAUAGAUGAUGAGGAGUAUGAGAAAAACAAGACCUUCUACCUAGAGAUCGGGGAGCCCCGGCUGGUGGAGAUGAGUGAGAAGAAAGCCCUGUUGUUGAAUGAGCUUGGUGGCUUCACCAUCACAGAGGAGAGUGAGGAGAAGCAGCCGCUGACCAGCAAGGAGGAGGAGGAGCGGCGCAUUGCCGAGAUGGGGCGCCCGGUGCUGGGGGAGCACGCCAAGCUCGAAGUCAUCAUUGAGGAGUCCUACGAGUUCAAGAAUACUGUGGACAAGCUCAUUAAGAAGACCAACCUGGCCCUGGUGGUGGGCACCAACAGCUGGAGGGAGCAGUUCAUCGAGGCCAUUACUGUCAGUGCUGGGGAGGAUGAUGACGAUGAUGAAUGUGGGGAGGAGAAGCUGCCCUCCUGCUUUGACUACGUGAUGCACUUUCUGACCGUCUUCUGGAAGGUCCUUUUUGCCUUCGUGCCCCCAACAGACUACUGGAACGGCUGGGCCUGCUUUGUGGUCUCCAUCCUCAUGAUCGGCCUCCUGACGGCUUUCAUCGGCGACCUGGCAUCCCAUUUCGGCUGCACUAUCGGCUUGAAGGACUCCGUGACCGCAGUCGUGUUUGUCGCGCUAGGAACCUCAGUGCCAGACACCUUCGCCAGCAAAGUGGCCGCCACGCAGGACCAGUACGCGGACGCCUCCAUCGGGAACGUCACCGGGAGCAACGCCGUGAACGUUUUCCUGGGCAUCGGGGUGGCCUGGUCCAUCGCAGCCAUCUACCACGCGGCGCACGGACAGGCCUUUCAAGUCUCGCCCGGCACCUUGGCCUUCUCCGUCACCCUCUUCACCAUUUUUGCUUUUAUCAGCGUGGGUGUGCUGCUCUACCGGCGGAGACCCGAGAUCGGAGGUGAGCUGGGCGGGCCGCGGACUUCCAAGCUGCUCACGUCCUCCCUCUUCAUCCUCCUUUGGCUCUUGUACAUAUUCUUCUCAUCUCUGGAAGCCUACUGCCACAUAAAGGGCUUCUAAAGGAACACUCAGAGAUAGAAAUUGUAUAUAUAUCUAUAUGUAUCUAUAUAGAGCGAUAUAUAGGUAUAGAUAUAGAUAUAACGCUGUGUAUAAUGAACAGAGAAAGAAUAAAGGAGAUUUGCCAUGUUCACACACCUGCUGAUGGGGGAGCAGCUUUGGAGCGGUCUUUGAACUAGAGACGGGAGCCCAAAGCUGGCAGCACCUCAACGGCGCCGGCGCAGCGCCACGAGAAGCCGCCGGACCCUCCCUGCUCRCUCCCGACGCCCGCCCCGGGCAGGAUGGAUGUGCCCGCGUCCCGGGGCCGCAAGCGGAGCGGUGGGAAGGCGAGGAGCCUGAUUCCAAGCACGGCCCGCCUGCCUUUCCCGCGUGUCUCCCCCGGGGGCAGGGAGCCGCUGACCGGACCGGAGCCCGGGAGCUUUCCGAGGAUACCACCACAACCUUCGCCGUCGUCCGAGUUUCUUUUUUCCCCUUCGUCUGCUCAUUCGUGCCGUCCCGGCGUGUGUACAGUUGGCAUCUCCCCCCCGGUCCCCGCUCCCUGCCCUCUGUGCUUCGGGGGCGCGCGGCCCCACGCGCCUCCUUGGGCAUGCUCUCGUGGUCCUCGUAGCCUCUCUGCAUGACCGAAAACGCCCCCGCCC